GUCUUUUCUUCACUUCAGAAAGUGCAUUGAAGGUGCAAGUUUUCCUUGAAGUCCGUCGGCUUUCAGCAAAGGCAAUGGAGCUUUACUUGGAUCUCUUCUCACAGCCGUGCCGAUCAGUGUAUAUCUUUGCCAAGAAGAACAACAUUCAGUUUGAUUUUAAAAAGAUUUCAUUGUUGGAAGGGGAGCAAUAUGGUGAAGAUUUUGGGAAAAUUAAUCUGUUGAGGAAAGCACCUGCAAUGAAGGAUGGAGACUUCUGCUUGGCCGAGAGCAUUGCCAUUAUGAUAUACAUGGCUGAGAAGUUCCACACCCCAGACCACUGGUUCCCAGCUGAUUUGCAAAAACGUGCUCGUGUGAAUGAAUAUCUGUCCUGGCAGCACAUGGGUAUACGUAUGCAUGGCUCCAAGAUAUUCUGGCUCAAACUCUUGAUCCCAAAAAUCAUUGGGACAGAGGUUCCUAAAGAGAAGAUGGAUGAUGCAAUGGAGGACCUGAACAACUCGGUUAAGCUCAUCGAGGAGAAGUUUCUACAGGACAAACCUUUCAUCGCUGGAGAUCAGAUUUCACUGGCUGAUCUUGUUGCUAUUGUAGAGAUCAUGCAGCCUGUGGCUGCCGGUGUAGAUGUCUUUGAGGGGAGACCAAAGCUGAAUGCUUGGAAGGAGAGAGUGCAGAAUGCCAUUGGCAAAGACCUGUUUGAUGAGGCACACCAGCACAUACUGUCUGCCCAGGAAAUGGUGAAAACCAUGGAUGGCAGCAAGAUGCAGGUCUUCAAACCCAAAAUUUUGAGGAUGUUCUUCUGAGAUCCUGCUGAUUUUGUCCAAAAGUAUAUGAUGAUUGUGAUCAAAUGGUUCUUUGUUAGCAUUUAUCCUCUAUUGAGUAUUGUAACAUUGCGCAUCACAUGUCUUUGCAUGGCAUCUCAUAUCAUAUUAAGACUGAUAUCAUACUGUCAAACUGUCAUAUGCAUCUUGCAGUGUAGAACUUUAUGGUCUCAAUUUAAAUAAUCUGUUCAAAAAGACUAAUAAAAUGUUUCUCUGUUCUCACUUUAUACCCUUUACCAUUAAUAUAAUUAAUUAACUUCAGUACACUCAUUAUAUUAAUAAAAUUGUAUGAAUAAUUUACCCCUGAAAAGUUACUCUAAUGGAUUUCAUAAUAUUCUAUAUGUUUUUAGCACUGAGAAUGGUAAAUACUGAGGCAAGUGAAUGGGCCAAAGCUCAGUUUUGCAUUGUUGCAGAAUUCUGUCCUACAUUCCAGGGAAUGAGUUGUGAAACAUGAUUUCCUGUCUAUUCCCCAGUGAUAUGCAAUCUGAUUUUAAGUUGUUUCCUAUAGACUAGCGUGCAAUCCAGUGAACAUCCAACUGGAAUAUUUGUUAUUUCCCUUUGGCAGAUGAGGAAUGUACAUCUGCCCCUCCCCUCACGCCAAACAAGUGAAUGCACGCACACACACUUUUGCUGAGUCACUUUUAACAAUGUGAACAGUUUAAGUGACCUUAAAACAGCAUUUCCCAAUCCUAGACUGGUUUUCCAGUUCUGCACAUUUUCGGUCUCUAUCCUACUCCAAUACACCUGCUUGACCUAAUUUACUGGCUUGAUGAUUAGCUCAGGAGUUGAUACCAGGGUGUUAGAAUGGAGAGUGAUUUGAGUGUAGUGCUAUGUGGCUCGAGGUGAAGGAUUGGGGAGACACUGAGACACAAGAUGGUGUAUACAGUUUGACAAAAGUUCUCUCACUACAUAUCAAGUACAAAAACUGUUACAGACUUCCAUAAUGACUUCAAGGGAGAAAUGGUUCCUUUGUUUCUCCCUCUUUGUUUGCAAUGCAGUCUGUUCUCCUGAUGGGAUAUAUUUUACCAGAACACUCUGCGUUUGGGUUUCAUUUCCCUAGACAAUGCACAUGUGUAUGAAUAAAUGCUGGUUUCACAA
Molecule: messenger RNA, 1910 nt
Organism: Chanos chanos (milkfish)
Lineage: Eukaryota; Metazoa; Chordata; Actinopteri; Gonorynchiformes; Chanidae
Gene: gstt1b
Product: glutathione S-transferase theta 1b
Exons: 5
Coding region: 75-794 (239 amino acids)
Biological process (GO): glutathione metabolic process
Cellular component (GO): cytoplasm
Molecular function (GO): glutathione transferase activity
Source: RefSeq, a predicted model, not a curated record